Messenger RNA from Rangifer tarandus platyrhynchus (Svalbard reindeer), 2337 nucleotides. The record is from the annotation of a GenBank genome assembly. NCBI's taxonomy places the organism in Eukaryota, Metazoa, Chordata, Mammalia, Artiodactyla, Cervidae.
AUGGCUGAGCCCCGCCAGGAGUUCGACGUGAUGGAAGAUCAUGCCCAGGGAGACUACGCCCUGCAAGACCAUGAGGGCGACAUGGACCCUGGCCUGAAAGAGUCUCCCCUGCAGACCCCGGCCGAUGAUGGAUCUGAGGAACCAGGCUCUGAAACCUCUGAUGCUAAGAGUACUCCGACGGCGGAAGAUGUGACAGCACCCUUAGUGGAUGAGGGAGCCCCUGGUGAGCAGGCAGCCGCUCAGGCCCCCACGGAGAUCCCAGAAGGAACCACAGCUGAAGAAGCAGGCAUUGGUGACACCUCCAACCUGGAAGACCAAGCUGCAGGACACGCGACCCAAGGGCCUGGGGGUGCCGAGGUUGUCCAGGCAAGCUUACUCGGGGAGCCGGGCCACCAUGGAGGUGAGGCUGUGGAGCCAGGGACCUCAGGUCUGACCCAUCAGCACGCAUCUGACAUGCUCGGGGCCCCCACCCUGCUCGCAGGCCCCAGAGAGGCCUCACGCCAGCCUUCAGGGACAGAACCUGAGGUUGUAGAGGGCAGCCGCCGCAGCUCCGAGCCGCCAGAGUGCCAGCUUUGGGGAGGCCUGCCCCAGGAGGGGCCGCCUCUGAAGGGGGCACAGGGCAAAGAGAGGCAGAGGGGUGAGGAGGUGGAUGAAGACCGGGACAUUGAUGAGUCCUUGCCCCAGGACUCCCCGCCCUCCAAGGUCUCCCCGCCCCGAGGCGGGCCAGCCCCGCAGGCAGUUUCCGGAGAAGCCCCUGGACCCCCAGGGUCCCCAGCAGGGGGUGCCAUCCCGCUUCCUGUCGAUUUCCUCUCUAAAGCAUCUGCAGAGACCCGGGUCCCAGAGCCCGACGGGCCCAGCGAGGGGCCCCCGGGAGAAGGGCGCGGCGGGUCCCCCGAGUUCACAUUCCACGUGGAAAUCACAGCCAAUCUGCAGAAGGAGCAGGGACCCCCCUCGGAGGUGGAUUUGGAAGGGACUGCACUUCCCGGGGCCCCUGGAGAGGAGCAAGAGCCCCGGAGCCCUUCUGAGGGCGAGGACACAAAAAAGAUUGAUCUUCCAGAACCUUGUAGAAAGCGGCCUGCAGCUGUUCUGCCAGGGAAGCCCGUCAGCCGGGUGCCUCAACUCAAAGCUCGCAUGGUCAGUAAAGGCAAAGAUGGGACUGGACCUGAUGACAAAAAAACCAAGCCAUCCACACCUUCUUCCGCUAAAACCCUGAAAAAUAGGCCUUGCCUUAGCCCCAAACGCCCCACUCCUGGUAGCUCAGACCCUUUGAUCAAACCCUCCAGCCCUGCCGUGUGCCCAGAGCCAUCUUCCUCUCCUAAACACGUCUCUUCUGUCACACCCCGAACUGGCAGUUCUGGAGCAAAGGAGAUGAAAGUCAAGGGGGCAGAUGGUAAGCCUGGAACGAAGAUCGCCACACCCCGGGGAGCGGCCCCUCCGGGCCAGAAAGGCCAGGCCAACGCCACCCGGAUUCCAGCAAAAACCACUCCUACCCCGAAGACCUCGCCAGGCACUGCGAACAUGCAAGUGCAGAAAAAACCACCCCCUGCAGGGGCAAAAUCUGAGAGAGGUGAAUCUGGGAAAUCCGGGGACCGCAGCGGCUACAGCAGUCCCGGCUCCCCAGGCACUCCAGGCAGCCGCUCUCGCACCCCUUCUCUGCCUACCCCGCCCACCCGGGAGCCCAAGAAGGUGGCGGUGGUCCGCACUCCCCCCAAGUCGCCGUCUGCAGCCAAGAGCCGCCUGCAGGCCGCCCCGGGGCCCAUGCCAGACCUGAAGAACGUCAAGUCCAAAAUUGGCUCCACGGAAAACCUGAAGCACCAGCCAGGAGGCGGCAAGGUGCAGAUAAUUAAUAAGAAGCUGGAUCUUAGCAACGUCCAGUCCAAGUGUGGCUCAAAGGAUAAUAUCAAACACGUGCCAGGAGGCGGCAGUGUGCAAAUAGUCUACAAACCAGUGGAUCUGAGCAAGGUGACCUCCAAGUGUGGCUCAUUAGGCAACAUCCAUCAUAAGCCAGGAGGUGGCCAAGUGGAAGUAAAAUCUGAGAAGCUGGACUUCAAGGACAGAGUCCAGUCGAAGAUUGGGUCCCUGGAUAACAUCACACACGUCCCUGGCGGAGGGAAUAAAAAGAUCGAAACCCACAAGCUGACCUUCCGCGAGAACGCCAAAGCCAAGACCGACCACGGGGCGGAGAUCGUGUACAAGUCACCCGUGGUGUCGGGGGACACGUCCCCCCGGCACCUCAGCAACGUGUCCUCCACCGGCAGCAUCGACAUGGUGGACUCGCCGCAGCUCGCCACCCUCGCUGACGAGGUGUCCGCCUCCCUGGCCAAGCAGGGUUUGUGA